AUGUUCCUCUCGCCCCAGAACCGCCCAGCUGCUUACUUCCUGAGGCCGAGCGCGCUUUGCUCUUGGUGCCGUCGCGCAUUAACCUCGACGGCUGUUGUCUACAGCGGGCAUAACCGCUGGUCCAAGAUCAAACACGAGAAGGGCGCCGCCGACAAGAAGAAAACAGCCGAGCGCAAUUUUUUCGCCAAAAACCUCACGCUCUACUCAAAACUAUAUGGCACCAACCCGGAAUUAAAUGCCCAGUUGGCCAAGACCAUUGUCGAGGCCAAGAAAUCGGGCAUGCCCAAGGCUAACAUUGAGUUGGCCAUUGCCCGCGGUCAGGGCCGGUCCUCCACGGGAGAGAAGCUGGAGACGGCCAUGCUCGAGCUCCUGGGCCCCGGCUCGGUAGCUGUCAUCAUUGAGACCGAGUGUGACAACAAGCAGCGCGCCAUCAAGGAUCUGAAGCUUAUUGCCAAGAGGCACUCAGCCACGGUCACGCCAACGACCUUCCUAUUCACCAGGCUUGGCCGCACCAUCCUGACGCUUCCCGACGGUUGCGAUUUCGACGCCGUCUUUAUGCAAGCCGUCGAGGCGGGCGCCGAGGACGCGGAGCAGGACGACGAGGGUAAUGUGGUAAUAUGGACGCAACCAAAUGCGACCCACCAAGUUGCUCAGAGCUUGAGCGCGGCCCUGCAAGCGGAUAUCAUCACAUCUGACAUUAUCUGGAAGCCGUCCGAGGAUACGGUCAAGCUACAAGAUCAGGGUGUUGCCACACAACUGGCAGAGUUUCUCUCAGCAGUACGCGACAACGACGACGUACAGGCAAUUUACGCCAAUGUCGAACAGGGAGAAAUAUCCAAUGAUGUGUGGAGUUCGAUAGAGGACAGUCUCGACUGA
Messenger RNA from Pestalotiopsis fici W106-1, 876 nucleotides. RefSeq lists its product as uncharacterized. The transcript is spliced from 2 exons. Gene Ontology annotation, cellular component: mitochondrion. Lineage: Eukaryota; Fungi; Ascomycota; Sordariomycetes; Amphisphaeriales; Sporocadaceae. The record is from RefSeq and is a predicted model, not a curated record. Bases 1 to 876 code for a protein of 291 amino acids.